Messenger RNA from Coccinella septempunctata (seven-spotted ladybird), 2408 nucleotides. RefSeq names its product suppressor of cytokine signaling 2-like. The coding region runs from base 370 to 1218 and encodes 282 amino acids. The transcript has 4 exons. NCBI's taxonomy places the organism in Eukaryota, Metazoa, Arthropoda, Insecta, Coleoptera, Coccinellidae. Gene Ontology annotation, molecular function: 1-phosphatidylinositol-3-kinase regulator activity. Gene Ontology annotation, cellular component: phosphatidylinositol 3-kinase complex. The record is from RefSeq and is a predicted model, not a curated record. Gene Ontology annotation, biological process: intracellular signal transduction; phosphatidylinositol phosphate biosynthetic process.
AAGAAAACUUCAUAACGUGAAGUUAACAUUCGAUUUCAGAACACGAACCUAAGUAGGUGACGUUCGGCUGAUUGUGUGAAAUCGAUUUGAGUGUUCUCUAACCUAAAAAUUCCCGAUUUUUAUCGGGAAAACAACAAGUGUUGGACCUGGUGCGUUUUUAAACUAUAAAUUCCUGUUGAUUUGGUGCCCUCGUUGGAUUACGUGCUGAGAUUUUUCCAAAAAAAUGCUGUCUGUUCUGUAUAAAGUGUACGGUGGAAGGAUUGUUAAGUAGUUCAGUAGUGGGGGAGCCCUGGGACCGUGGGCCCUGUGCUGGAACCCUUAUCAAUCUAGGCUUGUAUUUCGACCGAGUUGUUUGAUCGGGCAUGGCAUAUGUCUGCCAUGUUUGGUUGUAGCACCUCAUGUCCCAAGUGCAAGCACGAGUUCAAGUGCUGUCAGACAGCUUCGUCGCCAUGCUUCCCACAGGACCUGAGACGGGUCUCUUAUCUCAGCGGCGGAGGUCUGGUCGAUCCCUGCCUGGAACCAGCACCGUGCCCGUCUGUCACCUCACCGUGCCAGUCGCCGCAAGUGUCACCAAGCAUGCCUUUGGCGUUCGUCAUGCCUCAGCCCACUUUGCCACUCCUGCCUGCGCCUCCCCCCUGCGACCUUGCCAAACCAGAAAUGGACCUGGAAAGGCUUCUAAACACCGUACGGGCUCUUCGCCUAUCAGGCUGGUACUACGAAGGCAUCACAUAUCAGCAAAGCCACGAACUACUGAAAAACGCUGAAGUGGGUACAUUCCUAGUACGCAACUCUUCGGAUCCUCGUUUCCUAUUCUCCCUGAGUGUCCAGACCGAAAGGGGCCCCACGUCGGUUAGGCUCUACUACCAGCAGGGCUUCUUUCGGUUAGACGCCCAACCUCACUUGCUCGCCGCGAUGCCCAUGUUUCCCUGCGUGCUGGCCUUGGUCGAACACUACGUGAAUCAGAGCAAACUGUGCAAGAACAGCUCGCAAGUGUGGGUGGACUUCACGGGAAAGUGGUACUCGCCGAUUGUGCUCGAAAGGCCGUUAAGGAAGAACCAGGAGCCGCCUUCUCUCAAGCAUCUCGCACGCAUUGCGAUCAACAGAGAGCUGAAGUUGUCCACCAAACCCAAAGUGGCGUUCUUGACUCCCCCGCACGCCCAACUGGAGCUGCCGAAAUCCUUAACAGCCUAUUUGGAGGAAUACCCAUAUUCUUUAUAGUACCAAAGACUGGUCGGUACCUUUUACAUACCGACAUCAGGGACACCACAUAAGUAUUCUAGAGACAAAGUUGCUCUCCUCCAUAAAUUAACUGUGGGGUCUGUAAAGGCACGUUAGGAUCUUCAUUUCGAUGUUCUACAGAAAUCUUAACCUUCAAUCGAACUUAAUCAUACGGUUCCUGGAUUGUCCUGACCUUUCCAAACCUACAAAUAAUACUCUUAAGAUUGAGGAACAAACCCUCGUGGAUUGCUUGAGAACAUCGAAUUCUAUGUCUGGAUGGAAGUUACUAAAUAGGAAGUUAACGCAGUUUCGAGCGACUUUGUUUCUCAGAGCGUCGGAUAUACGUUCUACUAGCUAGGAUAACUAAUUUUACCAUUGGAAUUCUGUUCAAUGAUGGAGAAAUUAUUCGUUAAGGAUUACAAUAAUUUGAAUGAUUUCUAUGAUUAUUAUAGGUAGGAUCUUUAGAACAAAUUCGUUUAAGUGUGGUGCCUUGUCUCGUUUAAAUGUUGAGAUACCAGAGAGUGACGUUGUGUUUUAAUUUAGAAAUCGCUUAGUUUUUAUUGUUUCAAGUAUUACUGUGUUGACUGAAUCAUAUAUUGAAUUAAUAAUCAUGAUUGGCGAAUCAGAUUGGUACUGAGCGGUAAUGCAGAAAUAUAUUUCAAUUGCCAGUUCAAACUGGCAAUUAUAAUAUUUUUUCUGCAUAUCGCCGAUAUGGUUCAAAGUUGUAUUGUCCUUUAGUUAAUCAAAGUGUCGACAUUUUUUUUGUUUGAAAUUUAACCUCUGUUAUUUGUUAUCUCAUUUAUAAAAAUAUUUUACCUCGAAAUAAACUAAUGAUAUUAUUGUUAUGAGAGUGAAAUGUGUUCAGGAAUUACCAUGAAGCUUGUCUCUCAUGUUAACAACAUGAAUCGCACAAGUGUUGCCAUGUUAAUUUCCACCAGUGUACUGCAAAUAUGAUUUGAUCAAAUUUAAGUCAAUCAUGAAUAUAACAUACUUACGGCAGCUGUGUAAAUAUAGUUAUUAUGCAAUAAGUCAUUGAACAGAAUUAUAAUUUAUGAAGUAGAAUCUUUUAUGUAUUUAUUAUUCAUUCCAACAGUGUAAAUAAUUGAAGAAAUAUGAAUGCAUGGUAUCUGAACAUAUAAUGUAUAGUUGAUGUAUUUAUUUCCCUUGAAAAAUAAAUUAUUUAUUGAUUA